This is a messenger RNA of Necator americanus (New World hookworm), 306 nucleotides long. RefSeq lists its product as uncharacterized. NCBI's taxonomy places the organism in Eukaryota, Metazoa, Nematoda, Chromadorea, Rhabditida, Ancylostomatidae. Gene Ontology annotation, molecular function: nucleic acid binding. The transcript has 3 exons. The record is from RefSeq and is a predicted model, not a curated record. Bases 1 to 306 code for a protein of 101 amino acids.
AUGACCAUGCCGAAAUUGGAGAUGAACGCCAUAACCAUGGCGGAGAUCCAUAAAAUCAUUGGUGCCUUAGCAGACGAAGAAGUGAUAAUCCGCUUCGGAUACAUUAACACGAAGGAUAAUUCGGCUGAUGCUGCAAAAAGAGACGAUGAAACAGUGAAGGUCUACGGAAUCAUUCUAACUCGCACCACAACAAAGUUGAUCCAUCUCGACUUAGUUCCGGACAUGAGCACAAAUCAGCCACUACUGGCUUUGCGCCGAUUCUAUGCGCGACAAGGAGUACCUGCAAGUGUGAUGUCCGACAACUGA